This is a messenger RNA of Armigeres subalbatus, 1957 nucleotides long. Its product is annotated as early growth response protein 1. Bases 783 to 1739 code for a protein of 318 amino acids. NCBI's taxonomy places the organism in Eukaryota, Metazoa, Arthropoda, Insecta, Diptera, Culicidae. The record is from RefSeq and is a predicted model, not a curated record. The transcript is spliced from 4 exons.
CUUUCUCCUGUUCAUUCUCGAUCCAGACCAUGAUCGAGCAGCAGUAGCGUGAGUCUGCCAUCAUCAUCUGUUCGGGCUCCGAGGUCAGAAAAGUUCUGUGUUGGCAAAGAAAGCGUCCUGCGCACCGAAAGGUUCGUCGCUUAGAUCGCAUUGAAGUCUCUUGUCUUCAAGCCGCCCAGGCGGACACGUGCUGGUUCAUCCAAUUAGCGGUAAAGUUAGGCCAAGAUUAGAACCGAACCAAUUCGAGUGCAAAAUGAUCAUCUGGUCGCAUCAGUUCGAGGGCAAGUGAAAGAAUGUGAAAUGGGAACCGUCUACUAGUUUAUUCCGCUUAAAUUGCGUGACUAGCAUAGAAUCGACUGAACUCUAUCUGGUGAUAUCCAAUAAAGGAGGAAACUAAUAGACAAACCAGGUGCAACAGUUGUGGGGGCAAAACAGAAGAAAAAGUCAUUCAGUGUUGAAUUCAAACGCUCGCCGUAGCAGAUUGACCGCAUCAUAGAAACGAGCUGAAAAUCGAAGAACAAAAAUUAGAUUAGCAGGUUCAUCUGGGGGCUUAUGCGUGUGGGCUGGGCAAUCGGAGUGGCAGAAGCAACAGUAUAUACGCAAAGAAUUCGAUCUUCGGAAAGCAUCGCACAUAAAAAAGGUGUAUAACGUUGUUAGUUGCAAUAGUGCGGAAAGCAGGAUAAAAAUAAUAGUGAGCGGCUUGCAGAGCUACUGAGCGGUUGCGUGGAACCACAAGAAUUGAGAUAUUAUUAAGGUUCGCAGAACUCGGGACCUCUAAUCCGAUGGAACGAUUGGAAUCGACCGGCAGAAGCGCAGGAAAAAUAGCAAUUUUCCUAGUGCCGACUUUGAUCUUGCUACUGGAUGCUGCGAGCAUAGCACAAGGCGCUUCGACGAAAAUGAAUAAAUUGGACAACCAAGAAACUGGCGCGGGUGGAAAUGGUGGCGGUGGAGGUGGUGCCAAUAGUGGGAGACCAUCUCUGACCACCUACGAUCAGAGGCAAACCGGCAAGUACAACAUUCACGUCAACAUCAAAGACGUGAAGAUCAUCUCCGUGGAUGGCGAGAAGUUUGAAGGCGAAUUUGGGGACGACACCAUCUAUGACUAUGGAGACUAUGAUUAUGAUCCAGCACACCUGACCGUUAGUCCACUACCGAUUUUUGGCGGUUCCACGACCUCAAAACCUCCAAAGGCGACUACCAAAACACCGGUCUCGUUAACCUCCACAAAACGAACGACUACAACUACUGAAUCACCCAUGGAAGACCCGCCGAAAAGGCCAACCAUAGAUGACCCAGUUACUAUCGAUGCCAACCCCAUUAAAGAUGAUAGCUCUUCUUACAUCAUGUCGGCACCAAGCACCACAACGCUCCCAUCGAGCAAUAUAUACAUCUUCAAACCCACCCCCAAUUAUCACCCAAAUCCAGUACAUUACGAUUACCAAGAAAUUCCCGUCGAGGUUAUCGUCGAGCCAGUGCUCAAGCCCAAAUACCGAAACUCCAACUCUCGCGUUAUGGCAAAUAGACGCAAUCGACAUCGCAAGAACUCAUUAGGCGGAGGAGGAUCGGCUGCUGGAGGGGAUAUGGCCCGUCACGGGCACUCGGACAUUGAAGCGCUACCAAGUGAACCGGUCAUCAAUACCCAACUGCUUGCUGCUACACCCUGUGCCAGAGGAGAAUUUCGAGACAAGACCGGGAAAUGUCGCAUGCGAAGAGCCGGAAUACAGAUACAGGCUACUUAAUCUUCUGGCUGUUCUCAAGGAGAAGGAUGACUGAAUUACACUACAAAAAUGGACUGCUACUGUAAUGGUUAUUGUAGAUCAUAUGAGUCUACUAGAAGAUCACGCUUUUUAAAUUGGAUAGAAUUGAACUGCAUUUCUGAUAGCAAUUACACAUCGAACAAGUGUGGGAUGAACGAGAGAAAAUAAUGAAUAAUAUUUAUUAAACGAGUCAAUUCAAA